CUCUAUGUCGUGUAAUAAUCUGUUUCUGCUGCGUUGAGCAGUGAUGUUGAUAUUUGUUUAGUGAAAAAGUAUAAAAAAAGGACAUGUUUGAAUUUUAUAAUCAAUUUUUCAUCACAAAUAUAUUCUUAUAUUUUCAAAUAUGCUGUGUAUUAGGUUUUUAUCUUCCUGGCUUAGCUCCUGUAAAUUAUUGUGAAGAAGGGAAAGCCGCCGAAAGUUGUCAAUCUCGUGUGAUUUUAUAUGUAAAUAGACUGAAUUCUGAAGAAGCUGUAAUACCAUAUGAGUACAAUCAUUUUGAUUUCUGCACUGCUGAUGAAUCCGACUCUCCAGUGGAAAAUUUAGGUCAAGUUGUCUUUGGUGAAAGAAUAAGGCCAUCCCCAUAUAAUAUAAGUUUCUUAAAAGAUGUUACUUGUGCUACUGUCUGUCAGAAGACUUAUCACUUAGAUAAUAAGGAAGAUGUUGAAAAAUUGAACAACUUGAAGAAAGGAAUGGUAAAGAACUAUCAGCAUCACUGGAUUGUGGAUAACAUGCCUAUAACAUGGUGCUACUUAGUGGAAGGAAAUCAACAUUUUUGCUCAACGGGAUUUCCAAUGGGAUGCUAUGUUAAUUCUGCUGGACAACCCAAGGAUGCUUGUGUAAUGAAUAAUGCAUUUUCUAAGCCUGAUACAUUUUAUAUUUUCAAUCAUGUGGAUAUUGUCAUCAAAUACCAUAGUGGAGAAGAAGAAUCAUGGGGAGUUGGCUUUAAGGAUAAGCGUGGCAGAAUUGUUAGGGUUAAAGUUAGUCCAAGAAGUCUUAAAAACCAAACUGAAAAGAAUUGUGCCAAUGAUGCUCUCCCAAUGGAUAUUCCGAACAAAUUAAAUUCAAAUGAUGUGAUCCAUAUUAAUUACACAUAUUCAAUCACUUUUCUGAAAGACAAUUCUGUUAAGUGGUCUUCUCGUUGGGAUUAUAUCUUGGAAUCUAUGCCUCAUACGAAUAUUCAAUGGUUCAGCAUUGUUAACUCCCUAGUGAUUGUAUUAUUCUUGACUGGAAUGGUUGCUAUGAUUUUGUUACGCACGUUACACAAAGAUAUUGCCCGUUAUAAUCAAAUUGAUUCAGCAGAUGAAGCUCAGGAAGAAUUUGGUUGGAAAUUGGUGCAUGGAGACGUUUUUCGUCCUCCACGCAAAGGAAUGCUUCUUGCUGUUCUACUUGGAAGUGGUGUACAAGUAUUUUUCAUGGCUUUAAUUACAUUAUUUUUCGCUUGUCUUGGCUUCUUGUCUCCUGCUAACAGAGGAGCUCUAAUGACUUGCUCUAUGGUGUUAUAUGUCUGUCUUGGGACUCCUGCAGGCUAUGUUUCUGCCCGAAUGUAUAAAGCUUUUGGUGGUAUUAAAUGGAAAUCAAAUGUUCUUUUAACAUCUGUCCUUUGUCCUGGAUGUGUAUUUAUUUUGUUCUUCAUAAUGAAUUUGAUGUUGUGGGCGAAAGGAAGCAGUGCUGCUACACCCUUCACAACCCUUAUAGCUUUACUUUCUUUGUGGUUUGGAAUAUCACUUCCCCUAACAUUUGUUGGUGCUUACUUUGGCUUUAAGAAAAGAGUCAUUGAACAUCCAGUUCGCACAAAUCAAAUUCCCAGGCAGAUUCCAGAGCAGUCAAUAUAUACCCAGCCUAUUCCUGGAAUAAUAAUGGGUGGCAUACUUCCAUUUGGUUGUAUUUUCAUUCAGCUGUUUUUUAUUCUAAACAGUAUUUGGUCAAGUCAAGUGUAUUAUAUGUUUGGUUUCUUGUUUUUGGUGUUUAUUAUUUUGAUCAUUACCUGUUCUGAGACAACUGUACUGCUUUGCUAUUUCCAUCUCUGUGCAGAAGACUAUCAUUGGUGGUGGCGAUCAUUUCUUACUAGUGGAUUUACCGGAUUCUAUUUAUUUGUGUAUUGUAUCCAUUUCUUCUUAACCAAGCUGAAUAUUACUGGUACAGCAUCAACAUUUUUGUACUUUGGUUACACGUUGAUUAUGGUGUUUUUAUUUUUCCUUUUAACAGGUAGUGUUGGCUUUUUCGCUUGUUUUUGGUUUGUCAGAAAAAUAUAUGGAGUUGUCAAAGUUGAUUGAGCACCAUAUUGCAUUAAGAAUGAAACUUGCAUGAUUUCUACACUAAUGCAAUUUCUGCAUAAACAGUUUGAGUGUGAUAAUUUUAGAUUGAUAUAUUUUAGACUUUAAUGUUUUAAUUUAAAACUGUUUUCUUACCUUUAUCUGAGAUGUUACUCAGUGUAAUCAUAUUCAUAAUCAUUUGAACUUCCAUGAACAUUUUUCCUUUCAAUUAGUGCACAUGGUUGAGAUUGGGAUAAAUUAAAUUGUUUAAUGAAUUUGUUGUUUAUAAUUUCAAUCAUUUCUUUAAAAAAAUAAUGAGCUAUCUCUAUUUAUUUCUAAUAGAUUAUAUUUGGUUGUUAAUUAUAAAAACGUUAUAUUAUGUUAAUAUGAUAGUUUGUCUUUACUGUAUAUGAGUGCCGUAUAUACCAUGUGAUGUCUGUACCACAGAAUGCAUCUUAUCACUGGAAUGUAGUCAAGAUGAUACCUCUGUAUUUUGCCUUAUUUAUAGUUAUAUGUAUGUUAAUAUUUAUGUACAUUACCAUGAGUUUAAUGCAACAUCUUAUACUUUUGCUAUAAAUAAAGAACAUUUAAUUGAUAUAUCUGUUGCUCCUUUUAAUGUUUGUAGUUUGCUUUUUUGGAGAGAAAAACUACAGAAUAGUUUUCAUUUGCUGGGAUAAAAGCCAUCCUAUAAAUCCUAUUUUCAAAAGUAAAAUAUAAUAUUUUUGGAAUCCCACGAACUGUUUUCCAAAUUAGGAUAAUCCUGCACUUCAAUUGGUCGCUUCUGUGUCUUGUGAUAUGCUGUUUUGACCAAUGCACACAUGUCUCAAUGAAUUGCAUAAAUAUAUGAACAAUGUAGAAUGUUCUUGAGAAUAUAAUGCAUAACUCAAUCUAUAGAUAUUGGGAUUGGAGAGCAAGUCUACAGUCUAUGUGACAAAAAUCCAUCCAUCCUUUUGAAAAUAUAAAGAUAUAGAAUUAGGAAUGAGAACAUUACUUCCAUGAAAUCAAUUGAUGUUCAGGCUGGACAAACUGUUAAUAACUUUUUAUUUAGUAUAGUAGUUUAAUAUAAAGAUUAUUUUCUCCAAAAUGCAUGAUGGUGUCAUAGGUUGGGGUACAUUAAAGAUAUUUCCAGCCUUGAACUUAUCUCACAACUUGCAAUUAUAAUUGAGACCUAAUUUCACUCAAAAAUGGAAAUGAAAAGCUCGUGAGCAUUUGAUGAAACUUUUAAAGGUUGUUCUGACGUUUUUCUAUUGACCAACCUUCAUGGAAAAAGAUCUUUUUAUGAACAAGAUAAUUAGCUAACGACAACCAAAUGUGAGUUUGGACAUUAUUCUUUAGAUAUAUAUAAAGAAAGAUUUCCUUUUUACAAAGCAACACAGUAGAAAAAAGAGAAAACAUGGGACCUAAACCUAAUUAUGUUCCCAAAAGAGAGCUAAACGUAAGCUGAAAGACUUUAGGAAAGCAUUUCUUUGGCUGAGGCCAUGGUAGAUGAGGGGAAAAUCUGAUCCAAAUUAGGAUUAAAACAUAACUGCAGGACAUAUUGAAGCAGGUUAAUCAUUAAUAGAUGUCAGAAAUAAGGUUAGAAACUGCUGAGAAUGAGAUGAACAAGUUUUGUGUAAUUUGUUUCUGUAUCAUUUUAAAUUGAAAUAAAGUUUCUU
Uloborus diversus is the source of this 3703-nucleotide messenger RNA. RefSeq names its product transmembrane 9 superfamily member 2-like (gene TM9SF2). Lineage: Eukaryota; Metazoa; Arthropoda; Arachnida; Araneae; Uloboridae. Gene Ontology annotation, cellular component: membrane. Bases 84 to 2069 code for a protein of 661 amino acids. The record is from RefSeq and is a predicted model, not a curated record. The transcript has 18 exons. Gene Ontology annotation, biological process: protein localization to membrane.